Messenger RNA from Chlamydomonas reinhardtii, 1765 nucleotides. RefSeq lists its product as uncharacterized. The coding region runs from base 228 to 1250 and encodes 340 amino acids. The record is from RefSeq and is a predicted model, not a curated record. NCBI's taxonomy places the organism in Eukaryota, Viridiplantae, Chlorophyta, Chlorophyceae, Chlamydomonadales, Chlamydomonadaceae. The transcript has 5 exons. Gene Ontology annotation, molecular function: oxidoreductase activity, acting on single donors with incorporation of molecular oxygen, incorporation of two atoms of oxygen; ferric iron binding.
GCGAGCUCGCUGGGCCGCCUGUGCAGCAACUCCACAAGGCGUGCUCUUCAAUGCGUGACGAUACCAUGGCCCAACAACAAAGAGGCCCACAGCAACCAGUCGAUGUACAAUGCGUACGACAGCGCAUGGGUUCUGCGGACCCCAUGCAGCCCUUCAGUGUCUAACAAGCAAGCCCGUCGUAAUAUUUGAAUAGCAAUUGACGUUACAGCAUACAAACCCCAGAAGCCAUGCUCAUACGCACGCUUCUCGCCAUUGCGAUGCUCUCCUUCGCAUGCACGCAGGCAUCCCGGUUGCUGCAGCAAGAUGUCGUUGCCUCGGACCCCACACUCAUAGACCGGAGCCAACCGGACUGGUAUGUCUCCAUGGAGCUACAACAACAACAGCAGCAGCAGCAGCAGACAGAGCUUGUUGAGCUAGCGAGCCUGGGGGCAGCAGCGCCAUCGUCUACGGUCAUAGGCGAUGGCACGGCAGCAGAGACGCGCGUGGCCUCGCUGGUUCGUGCCGCUGCUGCAAAGCAGGGUCGCAAGAAGCCACGUGCCAAUCGCCGCCCACCCCCCAAGCCGUCGCCGCGCGCUGAGGCAUCGCCGGCUUCCGCCCCGUCGCCGAAGCCAUCUCCGGCACCGAGUCCGGCAUUGUCGCCAUCUCCGUCGCCGCGGCGCUCGCCAGCGCCCUCGCCCUCGCCUUCUCCGUCUCCGCGCUCUUGCCUCGCUACCCCUUCGGAUGUGCUUGGGCCGUUUUACCAGUCUCAAGGCGUCCCACUCAACACCAAGCCGGACGAGUCGUUCUGCGCGCUGAAGACCGGCGGCAGGAAUGCCACGAAAAUAACCAUCACCGGUCAUGUUCUUCAGUAUUUCACCUGCACGCCAGUUUCUGAGAGUUCAUCUCUUGCUUUCAUAGACGUUUGGCAGGCUGACAACGCGGGCGAAUACGACGACAACAGCAACCUGGCCAACGCCGAUUGCCGCACGCGCGUGCCGAUCGCCGCCGACGGCUCUUACAAGUACACCACCAUCAUCCCCGCCGCCUACGGCUCCCGCAACUGCCUGCGCCCGCCGCACAUCCACCUGCGGCUGGCGCUGCCCGGGUACACGCUGCUGGUCACACAGAUGUACUUUGCCGGCAGCGCCCUCAACGGUCCCGGCGACUGCGGCUGCGGCGGCUGCGGCUCUGGCAACCCGCUGCAGCAGGUAUUGCUGGACCCCGUGACAGGAGCGGGCGUGUUCGACAUCCUGCUAAAGCGGCAGCGGUAGUGUGUGGGCGGGACACGACGGUAGUGACUAUGGACGAUAGUGGGCAAGUGGACAAACGGACAUGAGUGCCGUACGUUGAGCGGUGGGUGUUGAAGCUGAUGUGGGUUCGGGCUUGGUUGCGCAUAUCGGGUAACGGGCUCUGUGUGAUUCCCGUAAGUUGGGUCUGAUGCCAGGUGCUUACAGUACCGGUAUGUGCGGUUUGUGAGCCGCUGAUUGAGCAUUUGAGCCCACUGACACACUACUGAUACAUGACAUAUGUAUGUUAUGACUUGUUGUUUUAAGCCCUGGCGCGGCCUGCCCGCUCGCCGAGCUCGCGAAAUGCAGCGACAUGCCCCGACAUUGUGCACGAAGAGCUGCUUUUAGCCCUAGCAAAGCCUUGAAUUCCCAUUUUUAUGUCACGGUUUGAAAAAAUGGCUCCUCGAGGGGCCUCGGUCGCGAAAUUGCCGGUCGGCAGAGCCUCACAUUUUGCCCCGGGAUACAUUCCAAUGCAAUAUUGGGUAUCUAAAUAACAUAUG